AUGGCGGACUUGUUGAAGCCAAUUCUACCGGUGCUUUUGGUACUUGCUCUGACGGCGGCCGAGCAGAGUGUGGGCUAUGGACCAAACCUAAAGUGCUACCAGUGCGCAUCCAUCGUGCAACCACACUGUGACGAUCCCUUCGAUAACCGCACAGCCAUUCUUGAGCCCUGUCCGAACGACGGGCUAAACUACAGCCGGUGCCUGAAGAAGAUAAUAGAGGGUAGGUUUAUGAAAGUUUUCUCCUUUUACUGA
Molecule: messenger RNA, 252 nt
Organism: Dibothriocephalus latus
Lineage: Eukaryota; Metazoa; Platyhelminthes; Cestoda; Diphyllobothriidea; Diphyllobothriidae
Source: the annotation of a GenBank genome assembly